CCGCCCGCCUCGGUGCCAGCCGGGCGCACAGGCGGCGGGCGCGCGGCUCCGGCGCCCUCUCCUCCGGCCGCCGGGCUCCGCGGAGUAGCGGGGACCCGGGGGCGGCUGCAAGGACUUCCCUCCCGCUCCCUCCCCCUCUCCGCCCCCGCCUGCCAGCCCCGGCUCCGAGAUCUCGCCGAAGACAAUUGCAGUAAAUGAGGACAUCGGAGGAGCACGGCGCCGGGUGGCUGUGGCUGGCUCCGCCGCGCCGCCAGCGAGCGAACGCGCGGGCGUCCCCGGAGCCGGCCGAGCCGCUGCCUCCCCGCGCGCGUCGCUGAGCCGGGCCGGACGCGAGCUGCGGCGCGGGGGCCGGCCGGGCCGGGCGGGCCGGGCCGGCGGCGGUGGAGGGGGCGGGCGGCGGGCGCGCAGCCGGCCAAGUCCCCGGAGCCGAGCCUUCCCCCGCGCGAGCCCGGCGAGCCUCGCCGCGGAUGCCCUGCCCGGAGUGCUCCGCGCCGCGCCAGGCUCGCCCGGGUCCGCGGCGAGACAUGCCCGAGCCAGGCGCCGCACCGACCUCGACUUAUCUGUAAGCAGCGGAAGGAAUCAUGGUCAGUAAGGAAACCGGCAAAUGCGUACUCACGACGUCAGAGAGCGAAGUCGAACCUGCCGCCUGCCUGGCCCUGGAGAUGAGAUACGCCCUGGAUCCCAACCGGCAGAUUAAAAAGCGGAAUAAAGCCCUGCAGGUGCGCUUUAAGGAUAUCUGCGAGGCACAGAAUGAGCAGAGGGACUCACGGCUCGCGGCGGGACAGCCCGGCGAGAAGCGGGAGGCGAAGCCCGUGUCCUACAGAGCAGCCUACCGCAAAUACAUGACCGUGCCCGCGCGGAGGGCCAUCCCCAAUGUCACCAAGAGCACAGGCGUGCAGACCUCGCCGGACCUGAAAAAGUGUUACCAGACCUUCCCCCUGGACCGCAAAAAGGGGAAUCUCAAAAGCAUCCCGGCUGCGGAUGCCUUUAAAAGUCAAAACAACGGGUUUGUGGCAGAGAAGCAGGAGGAAGGGGCGGGGGAGGAAGCCCGGCCCUGGGGUGCCGGCCGGGUGCACAAGACGGCGGCCUCGGUUUCCCAUUCCGAUGAACACGUGAAUGAGCUGGACCAGCCUGCCAGGCUCAACUGCACAGAGCCAGGCGAAAACCCUGAUGCGCACGGCUGCCGAGAGGAGCCUCUCCAAAACUCCGCUCGGCCUUCCUCCCGGGAGCCCGACCACCAGCUGCACGGCAGAGCGAAGCACGGCAGGGCGACCCCGGACACGGAGGAAGCCGCUCCGCCGGCCCACGGGACGGUGUUCAAAACGGAGGUGGCCGCCGUUUAUGCACCUGCCCCCGGCGCGAAGGCCCUCGAGGCCACCUUGUCAAACUCUGCCACCGCGAGCGAGUGGCCCCUGUGCCCGGCGGCCGACCAGGAGCGGGGGAGAGCCUCGCGUCUCAACGGGCUCCAGGGACCCACGGUGGCCCGCUCGCCCCCGAUGCAGUGCCUGUCCCCCGAAUGCAGCGGGCGGCCCACGCAGACCCGGGCCCCGCCGGGGGAGGACGGCCAGCCUUGCGCCGCGGCGGCCGCUGCGGGUGGAGAAUCCCGACAAAUCGUGCCUCACACGGAAGUCGUCGACCUGAAAGCACAGCUCCAGGUGAUGGAGGACCUGAUCAGCUCAAGCCAGGAAACCAUCAAAGUGCUCUUGGGGGUCAUUCAGGAGCUGGAGAAAGGAGAGGCCCACCGGGAAGGGCUUUCAUAUCGGACUGGGCAAGACACAGCUAAUUGUGAGACAUGCAGGAACAGUGCAUGUGUUAUCUAUAGUGUGGAGCUGGACUUUAAGCAGCAAGAAGACAAGCUCCAGCCAGUUCUGAGGAAACUCCAUCCUUUUGAGGAAACUCAGGUUGUACCUUCGCCUUACUCUCAGGAGCCCUACUCCGCAACUCCCAAGCAAAAAUCCAAACCCGAAUCUAAAAAGCAUGGAAGAUGGAAACUCUGGUUUCUUUAAAACUCAUGGUGUUUGGAGUCUAAAGGCCGUCUUGAAAACCCACUGGAGUUAAGUAAAUCCUUUUCCAAAACGAAUAGGAUGGAGCGAGCCUUGGCCGGCUCAGCGCUUCCCACUUCCCACCCUGCUUACCAAAAAGGCCUUUUGUACGACCAGAUAAUCAACAGAAGCAAGGCUGUACACGUCACACCUUGCCAGCUGUUGUCUGCAAUUCGUGGAUGUGGGAGGUAAGCUCUGAAAUGAAGUUUAUGUAGUCAAAGGGGAUAGGUAAAAAAAUUCUGUGCCCCCGCCCCAGAUCGGCAAGUAUCACGUCAUCAGCCUGCGAGACGAUGGGCUAUCACUCUGUACACAGCUAAAACUCAUAAUUAUUUUCAAGCCUUUCUUUCUUUUUUUCUUUCUUUCUUUCUUUCUUUCUUUCUU
Neofelis nebulosa (Clouded leopard) is the source of this 2423-nucleotide messenger RNA. RefSeq names its product inhibitory synaptic factor 2A (gene INSYN2A). NCBI's taxonomy places the organism in Eukaryota, Metazoa, Chordata, Mammalia, Carnivora, Felidae. The record is from RefSeq and is a predicted model, not a curated record. Gene Ontology annotation, biological process: inhibitory postsynaptic potential. Gene Ontology annotation, cellular component: postsynaptic density. The coding region runs from base 582 to 2006 and encodes 474 amino acids. The transcript has 4 exons.